Molecule: messenger RNA, 1860 nt
Organism: Exophiala oligosperma
Lineage: Eukaryota; Fungi; Ascomycota; Eurotiomycetes; Chaetothyriales; Herpotrichiellaceae
Exons: 1
Coding region: 1-1860 (619 amino acids)
Biological process (GO): adenylate cyclase-activating G protein-coupled receptor signaling pathway
Cellular component (GO): plasma membrane
Molecular function (GO): G protein-coupled receptor activity
Source: RefSeq, a predicted model, not a curated record
AUGUUGGAGGCGUUGUCAGACGCCCUACUCAAUGCAAGGGAUGCACCCGUCGACUAUACGGGUGACGGCAACGGAGCCGGAGGCGCUCUGAAACCGAGUCAGAACCAUGCCAUCCACAUCGCUGCAGUAUGCUGCUCCAGCUUCAGUUUGCUAGCCGCCUUGGUCACUCUGCGGUGGUUUCUCAUUAUGCGCAGAAGUUUCCGUCACAUCCUAGUUAUGAACCUGAUCAUAAGCGACUCAUUCAAGGCUGUGUGGUACUUUACUUUUCCCAUCGUCCUCUUCGCGAAGGGGAACAUCUCGAGCAGCUCCAAAUUCUGUCAGGCAACCGGGUUCUUCCUCACAUUCGGCGUCGAGGCUGCCGACAUGGCGAUCUUCCUCAUUGCCUUGCAUUCUGUGUUAUACAUCUUGCGACCAAACCAUGCCGUUGGAGAAGGAGGACUGUACCCCUACCGUCACUGGGUCUGGCCUGUUUGGCUCUUACCGCCACUUCUCGCCUCAUGCCUUGCGUUCAUUCGAAACCCCAAACCUUUCACUACUUCAGGCGUCUUCUGUUCACUACCCAAACGUCCGAUAUGGUAUAGACUAGCACUUUCCUGGGUCCCAAGGUACAUCAUUAUUGCCUUCAUCAUCUCCAUGUAUUUGUGGAUAUAUAUCUAUGUGCAUCUGAAGUUUCGCGGGUUUGACAAACUCGGUAAGUCAGAGUCUCUGAGCGAGUCACCGGUAAAUUCGAGACAAUUGUCGGUACCUCUCCGUAGCGCCGACAUUGAGCAGAAUGGACAUGAUGGAAUGGCAUCAAAAACCUGGUCCAGGAGGAUGUCACAGCAGCCCACGCCUCCGGUUGAACAGCUGGUGCCAUCCUCUGAGCAACUACAACCAUGGGACCACAUGAAUUUCAUCACCUCCAAACCACUGCUGAACCUCCCUGAUGACGGGGCUGCUUCGACGGGCCCGUGGGGAAGUACGUGGUCCGAUGACACAAACAUGGCGUUUGCAGCCCCUUCUGGGAGACCAUCGCGAAAGGCAUCUCAAGAUGUCGGGAGUGCAAGCCCACACAGAGACCCCGUAUCACGACCGGACGUUGCACCGAACACACGAGAGAAAGUUUCGAGCGAACGAUUGGACCCGUUAAGACGGACCCGGAUGGCGAUUCGCAAACAGUUACGAUCCAUGUUUGUGUACCCUCUGGUCUACAUCAUAGUAUGGACAUUUCCGUUUGUGUUCCAAGUCCGAUUGUACAACGAGUACUAUGUCAAACACCCGGUUUACUGGAUCAACAUAUUGUCGGUCAUCAUGUUGUCGCUCCAAGCCGGAGCCGACUGCAUUCUUUUCUCUUGGACCGAGAAGCCUUGGAGAAGGAUUGCCUCCAACUCGAGGUUUUCGCUUCCUGCCGUGCACCGUCGCAGUCGAGCGAUUUUCCGACGAACACACCGAAAGCAAAGUCCACCAAAUACCUCACAACAGGAAGCACAUGAGCAGUCCCAGCCAAAGCGGGUUGUGCAUUGGUGGGAGGCAGAAGGUCGACGGCGAAGGGACAGUGUGUGGCUGCAUACGAGUACAAUCAGCGAUACCUUUUCGCACUUGGCCUCACGCAGACGAUCGAGAAGUGUGGAUAUGAGCAGACGAUUUCCUACUCAUUCCAGACACCUGAGCGAAGACGUACCUUCGCCCAUUGCAGAAAUUGAGCCUGUAUCACCUGGGAGCUCUCCCGCCCCGCCGAGACGAGUUGGGAGGACAAGCAUGAGUAGAGUCUCGACGAACGUCAGCGAACGGGAGCCUCGAAUCAGUUCAGGACCGGGUAAUGGUCACAAUGCCGGACCAGGAAGUCUACAGAAGGUAAAAAGUCAUGAUUCAAAUCGUUGA